CCUGUUCCUGUUCCCCUGCCUGGGCAUGACCAGUACACAGGCAGCUGGAGUUGCUCUCAUCACCAGAAGCUGUGGAUGAGGACAGAGCUUCAGGAUCUCAGGCUGUGGCCUGGUUCGCGGCCAGUGCGUAACCCAGGGAAUACAAUUUCACUGUGGCGUCUUCCUCCGCAGCCUGAGCUCAUUAAUACAGUGGCUGAGCUUCCAUCCCCCAACUUCUUCCAGCUGCACCCAUUUUUUAUCUGGAAGCCUGAGAAUGACAUCAUGGUCAGGUUGAGGAACAAUUACAUGCUGCCAUGUCUCCAUGAUUGUCUUCAUCCUCAGGUGGUCUCUGCUGGUGUGGGCAGGCCUCGGGUGAUUGUUGGCACCAGUGGACAAUAUUACAUCUUCUCCUCACGACUCUGCUGCAAGGCCUGUCGGAGGAACUGGUUUGCUGACAGUCCCCGAUGGCUGGAGAAACUGCCCAAGCGCUUCACCAACCUUCUGCCUGCAUUCCUGACUUACAAGAAAGCCAUCUGCAAGUCUGUCAUGGAUGAGCUGAGGCGCACUGGCAAUUCACCAACAGACAUGGCAAACCAGGUGAAUGAGCUGAUGCACCUCAAAUAUGAGCGAGCUCACCUGGCAUACCUGCAUGGCAUAGAAAGUGUCAGGGAUGCUGAGGCUGGGGUGUAUGGACAGAGGACCAUGGGGCAGUUCCUGAGGAAGGAAAACAUGCCACGUGCUUUCGGGGAAUAUGAAGAUCCCGAUGGCUGGUGUGGAGUCUCUGUGUCCGCACACUACCUGACUGACUGCCUGCUAGAUGAGUUCAGACGUCAAGAGCCAGCCAUGUCCAAACUCCUCCAGGGCACUUUUGGGGAGGUCUUCAGGUCUGACCACACCAGGAAAGUGGCAAGAAAAGUAACGUUGGCAUCUGGGGUCAUGUCCAGUUAUGCCGUAAUGAAUGAGAACUGGCUGAUUGUUUCCUGGGUGAUGGUUCAGUCUGAGACUGAGAGGUCCUUGGAGCCGAUGUAUCAGGGAAUGGCCAAGAGGUACAGCGACGCUGGAGUGGAAAAGGCAGGCUACCACUGGAUGGACAGGGAUUGCUGUGCUCCGUUUAAGAUCCCGGACUGCAUUCCCGGUGAACAUCGACAAUUGGAUGCGUGGAAGACUACUCCCUCCAUUAUUGCUGCGGCCACCUCUGGACCACUGGCAAACACUUGUGCGUCACGGGUACAUUACAACCCCAACAUGGUUGUGAAACUGGACUUGUUCCACUGCCUGAGGCGCUUUACACGGGAGUGCACCUCUGAGCAUCAUCCCCUGUUCAGCACUUUCUGCCAGCUCCUCUCCGCUGCCUUCUCUGUGGUUGAUCAGGCGGACCUAAAGAAGCUCCGGGACGCCUAUGAGUUCUGUGGUAUCCAUCCAGCCAAUCCCACCAAACAGCACAUAAGAGAGCACUGCAGGACCAAAGUUCCACAACCCAUGGAGCUGCUGGACAGGGUGGAGAAAGUCCUGAAACAUUUUCACCUGGCCACGGACCCCAACAAUGUCCCACUCUUCAAGUCAUCCAUGCUGAAGACAUGGCGCAUACAACGAGUGCACAUUCUCCGUGGUUGCCUCAGUGACCCUGAACUCUCCGAGGGCAUAAUGUACAGGUAUGGUGGAACUCUUCAGCUGAACCAUGUGCCUGGUGAAGGUGCCAAAGUCCCCAUCUGGAUACCUGUCAGAGGUACAUCACAGCAGGAGGGGUACCACUUUCAUCAGGCUCAGUGGAUCACCGGGACUCAUGUCUCCCCUGAAUUGUUCCAGGCCCAGGGCAUGACAGGGGUGACGCGGUGGAACUACCAGCGGCUGGUGGACCUUAAACAGCCAGGUGUCAUCCUGCCUGCUGUUUUUGAUCCAGCUUUAACAGCUGAGCUGAACUUGGCCUCCUUGAGUGUGACUGGCCAGGAGAAGUACCCCGCACUCCACCUCUCUGACAGAGACACCGGAGAGAGGUUUGGCCUGGAGUACAGAGAGCCAGGCUGUCGUCCAGUCCCUCUGGAUUGGGACAAACACCGAUCCCAAAAGAGAGACAAACCAGCUGCUCCUGCGCCUCCGUCCCCUGUGCAGACAUCCGCUCCUGCCCUAGUUCCAGACACAGCACCCUCCCCCAGCUUGACACUGCUCUCUGGCGUGACAUCCCCUGGAGCAGCACCAUCCGUCGGCCACGUUCACUCUGCCAGUACGCUGCUAAAGCAGGAGAUGCCAUCAGGAGAUGACCAGGAACAUCCAGUACCAAUGGAAAUCUCACAUGCCCUGCCCCUGCCACUGAGGUCCACACCAAGAGGUGCCCGCACAGGACCCAUUAAAACAGGUGGCCGGGUUUUUGUGUUGGACCACACACGCUGGACGCCACCCAUGAAAGAUGCAAUCGACGGCUUGUUGCAGAAGUACCGUGGGGAGAAGGACAUGCUGCAGCGUGUGGAUCAGGAGUAUGCAGACAUGGUUCAUCGGUCUGCCUCAGAUCCUAAUAGCUUGCUGCACCCCACAACCAGGUUGCACAUAUCCCGCUACGUGAAGCACCUGGCAAAACUUCUCAACACCAGUUCUUCUUUGAACACUAGCCAGGAAAAACUUCUGCAGACUCAGCAACUGUGGCACUCUUUAUCAGAGGGGAGUGAGACAGCUAGUGUUCCGGUGGUCACCUUGAAGCCAGCUGUUGUUAAUCCAAGUGCGCCUGCCCUCUCUACACCUCUGACACAAGACUCUAUUGAGAAAAUUGUGGAGAGCAUCUUGGAGAGGCAGCAGCACCAGCAGCAGCAGCAGCAGCAGCAGCAGCAACAGCAGAAAAAAAGGCACACAAAGACCUGUCUUGCCUGUGGACAGCCAAAGUCUCAGUAUGAGACUAAUGAACUGUCCGUGCACUUUUUUUACCAGCGAGGGCCUGUGCGCUAUUUCUAUUGUUCGCAGAAGGUGUACCAGAGCUACGCUGCUGAUGGACUCUCUAACCCCAAAAUGUCCUUUGAAGAAUUUGAAAAGACAGAAUUCUUCCACAGAGAGCUGGAGGCCACCACAAAACGGGUGGAGGAAAAAAAUGAAAAUAAGAGGAAAAGGCCAGACUCCCAGAAAACAGGCCGCCUCUGCAGAUUCUGCCGCAUGGACCUGAAACAGGGACCAAACAGCCCACACAUUCAUACAGGCUUCCCUGGUGUGGCAGGGAAAUACAUUUACUGCCCAUCUAAAGUGUAUUCUCUGUACAGAGAGAAAGGCAUGGCCAAGGUGAUGAACUGGAAGGAGUUUCAGGCCUCUCCUUUCUAUGAGGCAGAGAGACAAAGAUGGGUGGAGGAAAGAAAUAAAUAGUUGGCAUGUACAUACAAGUGUUGAGUAGAGAAAACUAUUGUUCUGUAUGUUCAUAUAUUCUCUCUAUUUAUACUGGUAAAUAUGAUUAAUGUAUAUUUGUAAAUAUGUAAAUUGUAUGCACAUAGUUUGGAAUAUUUUGUCAUGCAUAUGUACAUAGUGGUCUCGUGUUUACAGUCAUUUGUCAUUUUCAUUCAGCCUUUGUAAAAAGUUAUUUGAAAGCUGUCCUUAAAUAUUCCAUAUUAUUUCUUCUCUUUAUGAUUAUAGUCUAAGGUUUGUGUGAAACACUGCACAAACUCCUCACGCUAUCAGACUUUUCUAGCAUUUUUUUCUCACACUUUUAUUUAAUGUCCAUAGUAACUGCUUCACUCAUAAUUUCCAUAUUGUAAAUAUUGCAAUUGUCAGUACAGUUUGCU
Seriola aureovittata is the source of this 3731-nucleotide messenger RNA. RefSeq lists its product as uncharacterized. The transcript is spliced from 3 exons. Lineage: Eukaryota; Metazoa; Chordata; Actinopteri; Carangiformes; Carangidae. Bases 76 to 3318 code for a protein of 1080 amino acids. The record is from RefSeq and is a predicted model, not a curated record.